Molecule: messenger RNA, 876 nt
Organism: Gregarina niphandrodes
Lineage: Eukaryota; Apicomplexa; Conoidasida; Eugregarinorida; Gregarinidae
Product: pre-mRNA-splicing factor
Exons: 1
Coding region: 1-876 (291 amino acids)
Biological process (GO): mRNA splicing, via spliceosome
Cellular component (GO): spliceosomal complex
Molecular function (GO): pre-mRNA 3'-splice site binding
Source: RefSeq, a predicted model, not a curated record
AUGGGAGACGACCCAAUCAAUCCGCACAUCCCUCAGUAUAUUACUGAGCGCCCGUGGUACAUUGACGAUGGGGGGCGGGCGAGUUUGAGUCACCAACGGAACCACAAGGUCCGGAAGGAAAGUAGUUUUGUUCGUUGCGUGAAGAAGGGAGCCAAAGAGGACGCGGGGGUUGGCACCCGGUUUAAGAAAGGCGCCUGUCCGAACUGUGGGGCGACUUCACACUCGGUGAAAGACUGCAUCGAACGGCCCCGGAAAAAAGGAGCAAAGUGGGCGGGGAGGAAGUUGGCGCCUGACGAAUACAUCCCUGUGAACGAAGACUUGUCGUUUGACGCGAAACGAGACCGCUGGGCGGAUGAGGACGGACAGACUUACCAAGAGCAAUUGGAAUUGGACAGAAUGUUCACAUCUGAUGGUGACCAUGACCACCUCAGAGAUGACCAGCUCAGAGAUGAGGGAGACAGUGGCGCGAAUGGUUCGCCGUUGAGUACGAGUUUGGCAGGCCCCGGUUUUUCGAGUUGUGCGAAUUUGAGAAUCAGAGAAGACACCGCCAAGUACCUAGUCAACCUUGACGUGGACUCCGCCUUCUUUGAUCCCAAGAGCCGCAGCAUGCGUCAGGAUCCAACUUUCGGACUUGACGAAGCGCGUAAGGCCAAGAUCGAGUUCCGUGGUGACAAUGUUCUUCGUGAAAGCGGGGACGCUCCUAGAACGAAACAACUUCAAGUGUUCGCGUGGCAAAAUGAUCUGCACGCUGUAGCCAAUCCCACCGCCACGGUGAUGGACUUCGAGAAAGAUCGCGCUCAGAAAAAAAACCGUCCAGAUGACGCUGCCCUUGCCGCCAAAUACAAACCGAUCAACCACGUGUCCGACGAUGAAUAA